UUUAAAAGUGUUUGCCGUGCUUUUGGCUGCACGCGAGCACCAAGCGUGAGCCAACAGCCAGGGACUUGGCCAGCAAAUAUUCCCAGUUUUCUGUUUGUGUACUCUGGCCUCCCCGCCUCCGAGUGCCCUUUAUCUACUCACCGCCGAUACGGUUUCUGUGUCAAUAUUGGCCCGAGCGAAUAUGCAGAACUGACAUGUUUCUCUCUCUUCCUCUCAGCGGCGCCUUUUCCGAAGUGGUGAUGGCUCGGGAGAAGGCCACGGGAAAGAUGGUGGCAAUCAAGUGCAUCCCGAAAAAAGCCCUGAAGGGAAAGGAGACGAGCAUCGAGAAUGAAAUCGCGGUGCUCAGGAAGAUAAAGCAUGAGAAUAUUGUGGCUCUGGAGGACAUCUAUGAGAGCUCAAACCACCUGUACCUCAUAAUGCAGCUGGUGUCUGGAGGCGAGCUGUUUGACCGCAUCGUAGAGAAAGGCUUCUACACCGAGAUGGACGCCAGCCGGCUCAUUCGACAGGUUUUGGAUGGAGUCAACUAUCUGCACUCUCUGGGUAUAGUGCACCGAGACCUAAAGCCUGAGAACCUGCUGUACUUCAGUCCCCACGACGAAUCAAAAAUCAUGAUCAGCGACUUUGGCUUAUCGAAGAUGGAGGGAACAGGUGACGUGAUGGCCACCGCCUGUGGGACUCCAGGAUACGUUGCUCCUGAGGUUUUGGCUCAGAAGCCCUACAGCAAAGCUGUGGACUGCUGGUCUAUUGGGGUCAUCGCUUAUAUUCUGCUGUGUGGUUACCCUCCUUUCUAUGACGAGAACGAUUCGAAGCUCUUUGAGCAGAUUCUCAAGGCCGACUAUGAGUUUGACGCACCGUACUGGGAUGACAUAUCAGACUCCGCCAAAGACUUUAUCAGCUGCCUCAUGGAGAAGGACCCAGAGAAGAGAUUCAUAUGUGACCAGGCUCUUCAGCACCCUUGGAUUGCUGGAGGCACCGCGCUCUGCAAGAACAUCCAUGAAUCAGUCAGUCGCCAGAUGCGGAAAAACUUUGCCAAAAGCAAAUGGAGGCAAGCCUUCAACGCCACGGCUGUGGUGCGCCACAUGAGGCGCCUGCAGCUGGGCACCAGCUUCGGCAGCAGCAUCCACAACGCCGCGUCCAGCCCUCAGAGCCGCGCUCCAGCCAAGAGCCAGUCCGUGGACUGCGCCCCGCUUUCCCCGAAGGACGGCCCUCCGAUAGAACCUCUGCCCUCUGCUGUCAAAGUGUACACCCAGGACCCCGACGCCCCCCCCGCCGCUCUGGAGGAGCCGGCCGAGGUGGCCGAGCCGUCGCGGCCGCGGCCCUCCACCGUCACGGUCAUCCACACCGGGACUAAAUGACGCCAGGUUCCGCGGGAGGUGAGCUGGGAGACCACGGAGCUUUGAGACGGGACACCGCCGUCCCAGGCCUCGACGCCGUCGCCCAGUUUGCUCGUCCCGCGACCUCCCGCCUGUUUCUGCCGACCGCGGGAGGAGGAAUUUGAGGAGCGUUGGCUCAGCCCGGCAAGACCCCCCCCCCCCCCCCACCCCCCACCCCUUCUCCCUCGCAUACAGACCUGGAAGCACAGAGGGGAAGACGCUCACCAGAAGUGGUUAUUGUGGAGGCCGUAGUCCACCUGGAUCGCGGUUGUUAGGCGGAGGAGCAGGAAGUUGGGGAGCGCCACGCUAACUUUAUUGACGCUGCUAUCGGUUUAAACUGUGAGUGUCUUAAGGAAGGGGACACUCCUCGGUAUGCCUUGUGUAAAUAUCCCGCCUGGAAAUGUCGAAUGGUGUCAUGUUAUGCAAGUGAAAUGUAGGUUUCAAGCCGUGGUAAAUAAUUGUGACAUCACCUGCACUUGUUGUUUGGACAGCUCUUCGUUUGAUUCGCCGUGCCGUUUGCCACGAUGGCGGCCAGCAGUGCGACGGUAUGCUUUACCUCUUUGCUUUAAAGUGUGUGUGAACAGGAAACGGGAAGCGGAUCGCUGAGAGAGCCGGUGCAUUGCACUAAUGUGUUGGAUUAUUUAUUUUCUUAUAAUAUAUAUUAUCACUUUUGUAAAAUAUGUGUAAAUGUGCUAUUAGACAGGAUUGUAAAGCUGUCGAAUGAUGAAGAAACGGUAUCUACUGUACUUGUUGUUACUCUGUAAUCGAUGUUUUAUCUGAUGAACAGGUUUUUUGGACGUAACUGUGAACUCCUGGUUGACCACAGGAGGGCAACCGUGUUCUCAGGGAUGUGCUGCGACAUGAAGCCAAAACCCUCUCACUGCCGACGAGGACGAUUAAAAUGGUUGGAAAGUAGAACCUCCAGUUACUGCAUGUUAUUCUGAUGUGCCAUCAAGGUUAUUCUUUAAACUCCUCAUUAUUGACGCUAUGAACGGAUUGUUUUCCCGUUAAAACCUCGAGUCAAACUGGGGAUUAAAGGAGAUGGUGUUCAUCACAAAGUGAGCAUGAAAAUGACAAAUGAAUGCAUACGUAUAUUCAUAAUGAAGUCCCCCGGAGCAGAAUUCCUUUGCAGUGUUCAGUAGUCGUACUAUCGUGCUGUGCUUCCAUGCAGUGGCUGGUCUGAGAACAGCUCUCUCACUGUGUUUGAUCACUGUACUUUCAUACCAGCUUGUUGAAUUUAGCACAAAGACUCUCUUUCUCGCUCCAGAGACUUCCACACACAGAUAAAAUAAGGUAUCGGCCUUUGUAUGUUCUCUGUGGUACCUCCUAUUUAAUUUACAAUCAGAACUCCCCCAAAAUAUGUCCAAUAUCGGGCGCUUUGUCAUCUUGAAUUACCUAACAUGCUGUGGGGAAUAUUCACAUCUACUCAUUGUAAAUACAAAGCUCAACAACCGUUAGCUCGGGUCCUGCGUGUUAAUAUAUAUUUUGUCUUCCCCUUUAUUUUUCCCUUCUAAAAAAAAACAUCAGCAGGAAUCAGAAAUGUGACGCAUUGCGAGCUCCUCAGUUUGCAUGUUAUGACAUAGUUGCAGAAAUGUGCUGUGGAGUUUUAGAGAUUAAUGUAUUAAAAAAGAUGCAUGCAUGAGUUGUUGCUUUUUGAAGGUUGGAGUAAAUGGUCAAAUUAUUUCAGUUUGUACAUAUUUAUUACAAUAAAAAUACAGAUUUUUAAA
Gasterosteus aculeatus aculeatus (three-spined stickleback) is the source of this 3100-nucleotide messenger RNA. The record is from RefSeq and is a predicted model, not a curated record. Lineage: Eukaryota; Metazoa; Chordata; Actinopteri; Perciformes; Gasterosteidae.